This is a messenger RNA of Labeo rohita (rohu), 711 nucleotides long. Its product is annotated as DLA class I histocompatibility antigen, A9/A9 alpha chain-like. The coding region runs from base 106 to 711 and encodes 201 amino acids. Lineage: Eukaryota; Metazoa; Chordata; Actinopteri; Cypriniformes; Cyprinidae. The transcript has 4 exons. The record is from RefSeq and is a predicted model, not a curated record. Gene Ontology annotation, biological process: immune response. Gene Ontology annotation, cellular component: external side of plasma membrane.
CUCUUCUCAGGAAAACACUCUCUGAAAUAUUACUACACUGGUGUGUCUGGAAUCAUUGACUUCCCAGAGUUUACUGCGGUUGGUCUGGUUGAUGAUGAGCAGUUUAUGUAUUUUAACAGCAACUUAAUGAAACCUGUGGCAAAGACAGAGUGGAUCAGACAGAAUGAGGGAGCAGAUUACUGGGACAGACAAACUCAGAUUCUGAUUGGCAGCCAUCUGGUCUUCAGAAACAACAUCCAGAUAGCACAAGAAAGGUCUAACCAUUCAGCAGUCUCUCCUCAGGUGUCUCUGCUGCAGAAGUCUCCCUCAUCUCCAGUCACGUGUCAUGCUACAGGUUUUUACCCCAGUGGAGUAACAAUCACCUGGCAAAAAAAUGGACAAGAGCAUCAUGAGGAUGUGAAGAUUAGAGAACUUCUUCCCAAUGCGGAUGGAACCUUUCAGAAGACGAGCACCAUCACAGUUACACCUGAUGAGUGGAAGAACAACAAGUUCAUCUGUGUGGUGAAACACCAGGGCAAAAACAAGACAGCAAAUGAGAUCAGGACAAACGGUGGAGAUUCUGUUUCCAUUGGCAUUAUUGUUGGUGCUGUUGUUGCAGCUGUCAUCUUGUUAAUGGUCAUUGGUAUCGCUGGAUUUAAGGUGUAUCAGAAGAAAAAGAAAUUAGGUCCUAACACUUCAACUGUUGACAGUGCCACUAGUUUACUUUCUUAA